Prunus armeniaca (apricot) is the source of this 1518-nucleotide messenger RNA. NCBI's taxonomy places the organism in Eukaryota, Viridiplantae, Streptophyta, Magnoliopsida, Rosales, Rosaceae. The record is from the annotation of a GenBank genome assembly.
AUGGGAUUCAGAUUUCACAAUCUCAAUUCCCUGCAUAAAAGGCUUGCUUUGCACAUACACAAGCACAAGCACAAGCAUCCUCCUCAUCCUAAUCGCACAGUAGCCCAAGAUUUCCUCACUUCCCAUCUCCAAGGCCCUUCUUUCGUUCUCUCUCAAAAUCCCAUUUACUCAAUCCCCAGAAGAUGGCAUUUAGGUCAUUCGCACCACCACCAUGAUGAUGAGCACCAGCACCAGCACCGUGGCUCUGUCGAAGAGGGCGAGAAGAUCUUCAGGCUGGGAUUGGCAGCUGAUAUUGGACUGGCUACUGGCAAAGCAUUGACUGGUUACUUAACUGGAAGCACUGCCAUCAUUGCUGAUGCAGCCCAUUCAGUCUCCGACGUGGUUCUUAGCAGCAUCGCUUUAUGGUCAUUUACAGCUGCAAAGGCUCCCAAAGACAAAGAACACCCAUAUGGACAUGGUAAAUUUGAGACUCUUGGAGCACUUGGAAUCUCUUGUAUGCUGUUGGCAACUGCUGGUGGCAUUGCUUGGCAUGCUUUGGAUCUUUUGCUGGGAUUGUUUUCAGUUGAUCCUGCUAUAGUUAGUCAGUCAUUGACUGAUCAUGUGCAUAAUCAUCAUCGUGGACAUCACCAUGGAGUUGACAUGGAGCACCCUGCUCUAGCUUUGAGCAUGACUGUUUUCUCGAUAUUUGUUAAAGAAGGACUUUAUUGGAUCACAAAACGGGCAGGAGAAAGGCAAGGUAGUGGACUGAUGAAAGCAAAUGCAUGGCAUCAUCGUGCAGAUGCCGUUUCAUCAGUAGUUGCUCUCAUUGGAGUUGGAGGUUCAAUCCUAGGAGUGAAAUUUCUAGAUCCACUUGCUGGACUACUUGUCUCAGGCAUGAUCCUAAAAGCGGGACUUGAAACUGGGCAUCAGAGUGUCUUGGAACUGGUGGAUGCGGCAAUCCCAGCAAAGCAUUUGGAUCCUAUUAAACAGACAAUUGUACAAGUUGAGGGUGUGAAGGGAUGUCAUCGCUUGAGGGGAAGGAGGGCUGGUUCAACUCUAUACCUUGAUGUACAUAUUGAGGUUGAUCCCUUCUGUAGUGUUAGUGCUGCACAUGACAUUGGAGAAAAUGUUCGUUAUCAGAUUCACAAAUCCCAUCCUGAAGUCUCUGAGGUUUUCAUACACAUAGAUCCUUCAAUUCAACAAAUUUGCCCCAGUGUAGAUCAGCAAGAAAUUCUCAAGGGAAUUGCAUGCCAGAAAUUUUCUCCUGGUGAGGAUAAGGACAUUGAGGCGGCUGUUUCUCGAAUCAUCACAUCUAAGUAUGCAGAGAAAAUGGUUGUUGAGCGCAUAACGCAUCACUUGUUGCGGGGCAAGAUGUUACUCCAAAUUGAGGUUUCCAUGCCUGCGGACAUCCUGAUUCGAGAUGCAGUGGAGGUGGCAAAAGACGCUGAGGAAGAGAUUUUGAAGGCGGCGACCAAUCUAAUUCAUGUUAGCAUUCAGCUACGUCUGGGAAGUCCAAUUCCACAAUUCAACCAUGACUAA